Amaranthus tricolor (Joseph's coat) is the source of this 1877-nucleotide messenger RNA. RefSeq names its product serine/threonine-protein kinase PCRK1-like. The record is from RefSeq and is a predicted model, not a curated record. The transcript is spliced from 5 exons. Gene Ontology annotation, biological process: protein phosphorylation. The coding region runs from base 244 to 1518 and encodes 424 amino acids. NCBI's taxonomy places the organism in Eukaryota, Viridiplantae, Streptophyta, Magnoliopsida, Caryophyllales, Amaranthaceae. Gene Ontology annotation, molecular function: ATP binding; protein kinase activity.
AUUAAAAAAUUUUACUCAUUCCAAAACUCAAAGUCAGCAGCCGUGUAUAGACUUAAACUUCUUUUGUUCUUUUUCUCUUUCUCGCAUACCAUCCCAACUCAUUUUCGUAGCUAUUUCCUAGUAAUGGCUGCUCAUCUAAUUUCCUUACUUUUAUCUACUUCUUUACUCCAUUAUUUUCUCUUCUAACCGGUCAAGGAUUCGUGAGAAUUAAUCGUUGAACUACCGUCUAGUAAAUUAGAAACUAUGAGGUGUCUUCCUUUCUUUGACGAAUCUAGGAAAGGAGAGUCAAAGACAAUUAAGGUGGUAUCUAAUUUGUCGUCAAGUUCCGCCCUUGGCGAUGAUGAAGUAAAUAGAUCAUGCUCCGAUCUGAAUUCACAAUGUGUCUCUGAUACAAGCACAGAUUCCAUCAGGAAAAACUCGUUUCUUAGUAUGUCCCAAAGAUCCACCUCUAAUUUGAGAGUGUUCGCAUUUCAAGAAUUAAAAACUGCCACCAAAGGUUUCAGUCGGUCAGUUAGGAUUGGAGAGGGGGGAUUUGGAUGUGUAUAUAAGGGGAUGAUAAAGAGUUUAGAGGACCCAUCAGUGAAGGUGGAUGUUGCAGUAAAACAGCUAGGGAAAAGGGGCCUGCAGGGCCAUAAAGAAUGGGUUACAGAAGUCAGUGUUUUAGGUGUGGUAGAGCAUCCCAACCUAGUAAAAUUAUCGGGCUAUUGUGCAGACGAUGAUGAGAGAGGUAUGCAGCGUCUUUUGAUUUAUGAAUACAUGCCCAAUGGAAGUGUGGAGGAUCAUUUAUCUUCUAGGUCUCGCACAAUUCUUCCUUGGGCUAUGAGACUAAGAAUUGCAAGGGAUGCAGCUCGUGGUUUAAACUAUCUUCAUGAAGAAAUGGAUUUUCAGAUUAUCUUUAGGGACUUCAAAUCCUCAAAUAUACUGUUGGAUGACCAGUGGAAUGCAAAAUUGUCAGAUUUUGGGCUUGCGAGGUUGGGCCCUUCAGAAGGAUUGACCCAUGUUUCAACUGCGAUUGUAGGAACACUAGGAUAUGCUGCUCCUGAGUACAUCCAAACAGGACGCCUGACAAGCAAGAAUGAUGUGUGGAGUUAUGGGGUUUUCCUAUAUGAACUAAUCACCGGGAGGCGUCCUAUAGACAAAAACCGCCCGAAGAGUGAACAGAGACUUUUAGAUUGGGUGAGGCCAUACCUUUCAGACUUGAAAAAGUUUGAGCUGAUUGUGGACCCAAGGCUUGGUAAAAAUUUCUCUCUCAAAUCCGUACAUAAGCUUUCAUUAGUUGCAAAUAAAUGCCUUGCUCGACAACCAAAAUCACGUCCUAAGAUGAGUGAUGUCCUAGACGUGGUUAAUUCUAUUGUUGGGUCAUCAGCUGAGCUAGCAGUACCACUACCGCUCGUAAAUUCAGCCACUACAGAAGCCUCCAAAGAUGAACAUGCAAAAAGAAUUGCUGGCUCAAAAUAUAGCGAUGAUAAACUGUUUGGCCGUAUGUGGAGAUACAUCCGUCGGAAGAUACAUAGAUAGCGGCGGUCUUCACCACGUCUGUAUUCUAAUGUAAGUUUAUAUGUCUUCUGCAAAUACUAAGUCAGUAAUGUUGUAUGAGUUCACACAUCGUUAGCAAUGAGCACAGAUGGUUUAAGCGGUUCCUUCCGAGUCACGAGCAAGAAAUAUCAUUUUGAGACCAUCAAUUGUACAUUUAUUACAUGUCAUCAUCAUCAUCAACCCACUCUCCUGCUCGAAAAUAGGGUCUGGGUGAGGGAAGAUGACAUACAAUUCAUACCCGUACUCCCUUUAAAGGGCGAACAUUUGUUACAUGUGAUAGUAGUUAUUUGUUUGUAAUGUAUUGGGUUGGCGGAGUAAAUAAAGAUUAUUUGCCUAGUGUA